AUGCAAAAGUCCAUAGGAAAAUAUACAACUUCGACUGCUGGUUAUUUAGGUAGCGGAUCAUUGGGGAGAGUACAACCUUUUGAUUAUUUUUAGGUUGAUAAAGCAAGGGACCCGGAGAAAAAUAUAGAUGUGGUUCUUAAAGCAAUUCCUAAGAGUAUUUUAAAGGAUGACGAGGCUAUUCAGUUGGCUUUAUUGGAUGAAAUAAAAUUGUUUCAGAAAAUCAAGAAUCCAAAAGUAGUGGAACUUUUAGAUGUAUUUUAACAUGAGGGAACAUAUUAUAUGGUGAUGGAAUACUGUCAACUCAAUUUAUAACAGUUAAAUAUUAUAUGUUAUAUUAGGUAUUUAAAGAAGGACAAAGAGAAAAUGUGUAUGAGUGAAUAAGAAGCUAUUAAGAUGUUAAAUGAUCUACUUGAAGGGUUCACUGAGUUAAAUAAACACGGGGUGAUGCAUAGAGGAUUAAAAUUAUCCAACAUUAUGGUAAAUGAAGGAGUUUUCAAAUUAGCAGGUAAUUUCUAUAAAAAUAUUAAUAGAUUGUGGAUUAUCCAAAUGUUUAGAGUCAUUCAGAAAGGAGCAGCAAUAGCUAUCCUAAUAUCAAUAUUUAUCACCACAAAUUUUAUCAGGUCAAAAAUAUACUAAUAAAUGUGAUAUAUGGUCACUUGGUAUCAUAUUAUAUUAAGUGCUCUUUGGAUACACUCCUUGGUUUGGUGCAAAGUUGGAUGAUUAUCAACAUCAAUUAUGGCACACAUUACUCUAAUUUUCAGAAGACAAAAAAUAAAUUAGUAAUGAGAUGAAAUCUUUCAUAGAAGGUUGUUUGGCAAUAGAAGAGGGUAAUAGAGAUUGAAUAUUUUAGAGGAGAGAUUUGAUUGGGAUGCAGUUUACAAACAUAAAUUAGUGUGUGAGCAUUUCAAAAAUUACAGAUCUCAAAUCAAACAAGACCAAAUCAAAUUUCUGAUGAACGAAGUCAGGUAGAAAAUCAUCAAGUAGAAUAUCGAUGUGAUUAAGUUAUUUAAUGAACUAGAUGUCAAUGGCGAUCAUACUUUAGAAUAUAAAGAAUUGGUUGUACUACUUAGAAAAAUUGAUAAAACAUUAUCGAAUAAUGAUUGCAAAAUCAUCUUUAAACAAUUAGAUCUAGAUGGGGAUAAAACUAUUUCAUUUGAUGAAUUUGCAAAAUGGCUCACUGAUAAUAAUACAAAGAUGACUUUAUUAACUAGGAAAUUUCAUCGUCAAUCGACCAUGAAGAAUACACCUUCACCUGGAAUCUAACCUUAGGGUGCUAAAUAACCAAUAUCCAGUUAAGUCAACAUUUAAGCUCCAGCAGGAUUUGACAAUUAGCUCUAUAAUCCUAUGUUUACAUAAGAAGAUUUAGACACAAAUCCUUUUGAAGAUAUUUGCAAGUAACGAUCUCCUGAAUAAACUAUUUUAUUAAUUAAGGAUGGAAUCAAUUAGUUUAGAAUCAAUUUAUUUGAUUUCUUUUGUAGGUUUGAUUAGAAUAGAGAUGGUUUUAUAUCUUUUUAGGAAUUUUUUGCCAUGGCUAAAUAAAUUAACUAAUAAUUUACCAAUGAAGAAUUAAGAAUAGCAUUCAAAGUCUUCGAUUUGAAUGAUGAUAAUUUUAUUAAAUUUGAUGAAUUUUCGGAGAUCCUUGCAAUUACAGUUCAAAGAGUAUAAUUUAUUAUUAAUUUUAAGCCAAAUAAAUUAAAUUUGAGUUCUCCAUAAUUUCCUAUGCAAAAUUCAAUUCAUGCUCCUUUUUUCGGUACUUAAUAUUAAUAAUAACCAUAAUAACCAUAACUUCCAUAAUAAGUAUUAGUUUCUUAAUUUCAAAAAUAACCCUAUUAUUAAUAAUAAUAAUAAUAAUAAUAAUAAUAAUAACAAUAAUAAUAAUAAUAAUAAUAAUAAUAAUAAUAAUAAUAAUUGUUUUAAAAUAAUAGUUAUUAAAGCUUACCCUAUAACUAAUUUUAAUAAGGAGGAUAAUAGUAAUAAUAUCCUAAUUAAUAAUAAUUUAAUAACAACAUUCCAAGCUAAAAUAAUGAUCUUAACAUUGCUUACUAACUUAUGAAUUAUUGA
Molecule: messenger RNA, 2061 nt
Organism: Paramecium octaurelia
Lineage: Eukaryota; Ciliophora; Oligohymenophorea; Peniculida; Parameciidae
Source: the annotation of a GenBank genome assembly